UAGCUGAAGUGACUCUCGAGCCUCGUCCCUCAAGAUGAGCAACGCUGAAGCAAACGGCGCCAUGGUUCCCAAGAAGGCCAAGAUGAGCGGAGACGCGGCGAACCUGCACCGGGACGGCAUCCCGCCAGACAGGCUCAGCAAGAUCAACCCCUCAGGAAAUCACUUCCUAACUUAUCAAAUUGGACAAAACGACUCGAGAGUUGACUGAUCCAGCUCCCUGGACGGUCGACGUGAGGUUGAGUCAAACCAGACAACGGACACACAACCUGGGUUUGUUGAACUCGCUCCGUACGGACACCAGGAGCCAAUCAGAGCUCAGAGGACGUGCGGGGCCUUGCACGGCGCUGGGAGCAGGAGAAUAACUUUGUGGGCGUGGCAGGUGGGCGUGGCUCGGCCUGUGUGGACACAGUGAGGAUGAGAAGCUGAGAACCAGGAUGUGUGUCGGGUGUUGACUUUCUGAACAGUAAAAAGAGAUCCCGCUGAGCAGCUGUCGUCCGGUUGGUUGGUUGUUGGAUCCCACGGUGGCAGAGAUGGUGGACGGAGAUAAAACUGUCCUGUCCCCCAGUACAUUCAUGUUCCUGUUCCAAUCAUAGGAUUCAUAAUUGGACUUUUCAAACAGCCAUCCGACCUGCAGCUCGUCCACAAUGUCCCGUUCACAGCGGAUGUUUUUGAGGGAAACGCUUCACUGCUUUACGUCGAGGAACCCGCUGUUUGUUAGUCUUGUGGUUCGAUGAAUCUCAGGUGGGAAGUGAGAGUCUUUACAGAUGAACCUGGACGAGGAGAACAGAGUGGGUUCAACAGAACCACACGUUCAUCAGAGUCUCUGAUCCUUGGUGACACGUCACAGUGACCGUGGUUCAUUCCAGCUACAGUCGUGACUCUAACAAGUUGAGUCACUUCCAGUUUUCAGGCUUGUGACCUUAAGUUCAGCGGACUCUUAUCUUCACUCCUAGAAAUCCUCCCUCUGACAGGUUUGUCAGCUGCGACUGGGAGGUUGUUCAGAGGACGUUGUGUGACGUCACACUCAUCUGGGAAGUCGUUCGACUCAUUCCGUCUGUUUUCGUUGCCUGGAGACGGGCGACGCUGUUUCAUCGUCCGGUUUCAGCUCAACGGUCUUCAACGUGACGGAGCACACGUCAUCAACCCAUUCAAAGUUUACGAAAAAAAGUUUUGUUGCAGGUGCAGACGUACCUGGAGAGUUUCCAUCUGUCUCUGGAGAAGCUGCAGGAAGUCUCCGCUCGGCUGAGGAAGGAUCUGAUCCGAGGUUUGGGGAAACACUCGCACCACAGGGCGGCGGUGAAGAUGCUGCCCACCUUCGUCCGGGCCACGCCGGACGGGACCGAGAAAGGCGACUUCCUGGCGUUGGAUCUCGGUGGAACAAACUUCCGAGUGCUUCACGUCCGCGUGAUGGAGGAGGAGCAGAAGGUUCUGAAGAUGGACAGUCAGAUCUGCGCCAUCCCGCAGGAAAUGAUGCUGGGAACCGGAGAACAGUUGUUCGACCACAUCGCCGACUGCCUCGGUAAAUUCCUGGACUCUCAGAAUCUGAAGGAACAAACUCUUCCUCUGGGCUUCACCUUCUCCUUCCCCUGUGAGCAGAAAGAAAUCGACAAGAGCAUCUUGAUCCGCUGGACCAAAGGCUUCAACUGCUCCGGAGUGGAGGGCCGCGACGUGGUGCAGCUGCUGAAGGAGGCCAUCCACCGCAGAGGGGACUAUGACAUUGGCUCGGUUGCCAUGGUGAACGACACCGUGGGCACGAUGAUGAGCUGCGGCUACAAGGACCAGAGCUGCGAGAUCGGCAUGAUCAUCGGAACCGGAACCAACGCCUGCUACAUGGAGGAGAUGAAGAACGUGCGGCGCGUGGAGGGAGAGGACGGACGCAUGUGCAUCAACACGGAGUGGGGUGGCUUCGGGGACGACGGCUCGCUGAGGGACGUCCUGACCGAGUUCGACUUGGUCGUCGACCGGACGUCCAUCAACCCCGGUGUGCACACCUUUGAGAAGAUGAUCAGUGGGAUGUAUCUGGGAGAGAUCGUCCGCCUGCUGCUGCUGCGGCUGACGGACGAUCAGCUGCUGUUCGGUGGACGGACGUCGGAGACGCUGAGGACGCCCGGAAAGUUCCAGACCAAGUUCAUCUCGGAGAUCGAAGAGGAGGACGACGGCCUGGACAACGCCCAGAACAUUCUGACGGAGCUCGGCCUGAAGUGGGACGAGGUCGACGUCCGCGUGGUCCGUCUGGUCUGCGACGCCGUCUCCUCGCGCUCGGCCCGACUCUGCGCCGCUGCGCUGGCGACGCUCGUCAACCGCAUCCGGGUCAACCGUGGGCGGGGCCACCUGAAGACCACGGUGGGGGUCGACGGGACGGUGUACAGAAAACACCCCAAUUUCAGCGAGGAGCUCCAGGCGACCGUGCGCCUUCUCGCCCCCGACUGCAGCAUCACCUUCCGCGUCUCGGAGGACGGCAGCGGGAAGGGCGCUGCCAUGGUAACAGCUGUGGCCCAGCGGCUGGCGCUCCAGUCCCGACUGUUAGAGGACAGCGACGGUGACGAGGAGGAAGAGGAGGAGGAGGAGGAGGAAGAUGAUUAACUGGACAAUCCAGGGAAUUAUGAUGAAAACAGUGAAUCACAUGAAAAGUAAAGAAUCAAUUAUGUGUUUUAAAAACUUUUAAUCAAGAUGAUUAAUGUUGACUUUUUUUAUUUUUUAAUUUUUAUUCAUUAUUACAAAAUAAAUCAAGUUUGUGUUUAGAACUACAGAGAAUCAUGAGCAGCAAUGUUAAAAAGCUGAUUAUUACAAAUCAAUAAUGUUUCUGUGACGCUGUUGUCAAGUUGAAUUGUAAACUUUAUUUAAAGUGAUAUUAAAAACAUAUGUUACA
Messenger RNA from Scophthalmus maximus (turbot), 2869 nucleotides. Its product is annotated as hexokinase-2. Lineage: Eukaryota; Metazoa; Chordata; Actinopteri; Pleuronectiformes; Scophthalmidae. Gene Ontology annotation, cellular component: cytosol; mitochondrion. Gene Ontology annotation, biological process: glycolytic process; intracellular glucose homeostasis; glucose 6-phosphate metabolic process. Bases 1303 to 2583 code for a protein of 426 amino acids. The transcript has 11 exons. The record is from RefSeq and is a predicted model, not a curated record. Gene Ontology annotation, molecular function: glucokinase activity; fructokinase activity; ATP binding.